Messenger RNA from Gymnodraco acuticeps, 5699 nucleotides. It is a transcript of the gene zbtb38, whose product is annotated as zinc finger and BTB domain containing 38. The transcript is spliced from 2 exons. The record is from RefSeq and is a predicted model, not a curated record. Gene Ontology annotation, biological process: regulation of cytokine production; regulation of immune system process; negative regulation of transcription by RNA polymerase II. Gene Ontology annotation, molecular function: protein binding. NCBI's taxonomy places the organism in Eukaryota, Metazoa, Chordata, Actinopteri, Perciformes, Bathydraconidae. Bases 1137 to 4763 code for a protein of 1208 amino acids.
CAUUAGGAAAGACCAUACAGUGAUAUGACUGCACUCAGUUGUGUAAAUUAAAGAGCUGCUUGUGUCCUCAGAGGCUAGCGAGAGGCUCACAGUGCCACGUCGGGUUCAGCCUCCUCCCCUCCCCCUCGUCUGCAGUGCUGACGCAUCUGCUGCCUUUGCAUCAAUCAGCAGCCUCUAUAUAGGUACACCGAGAAUCCCCUCUAAUAACAGGACUGUUGUUCCCACCCUCAGCCACGCUUUCACUUUGCAAGCUCACUGCGAUAGUGAGAAAAAGCAUCGAUGAACAUCUGUCCUCUAUGUGCUCUGAUGCACAAUAGGACAGUUCCAUCUUCUCUCUGGCUCUGCAUUACCUAACCACAGUGUCUGCGUAAGCACAGGCUUUGGUGUUAUAUAUUGCUGCACGGAAACACGAUGUGUGCAUGAAGCAGAUGGUGCAGCGUUAUGCAUUGAAGGUGCAUGUGAGAUGAUUUAGUUUCAUGCAAAUGACGUUGUUCCUUCUGGUCAACAUGGAUGCAGUGGGAUACUGCUGGUGAUAUUUAAUUCAGCAUUAGUACAGCAGCGUACCCCUCACUCUGCGCUGCCACCAGCAAUGCAGCUGAGCGCUUUCUAUCAGGCUGUAUCAUUGAGCACAGAGCUGGUGUGUGAUGUAGCACCCAGCAUCUCUCCGCUCUCCCUACACUCCUCUGCCACGCUUAAUAAAAGUUGCCGCUUCCUGUUCAGUGGCUCCACGACGAACGCUUCAGUUGCCCAGCUAGCACAAAAGACAGACCCAUACUCCGGUUUAGCUACAUGCCGUAUGAACUGCGAGUUGUUGGUGUAGUGGGACAGGAGAUGGAGAGCCAGAGGACGGCAGGGCAGAUGUAGCUUAGGACCCGGGCUGCAUGGAGAGAGGCGAAGGACGGUGAAACGGGAGUCAUCUGCACACAGAGAGGGAGGGAGAGGAAGACAGACGUCAGAAAAAGAUCUGCUUCUGACAGCACCACUGUUCAGCGACCAUCAUAGAAAGAAAACUACUUUCGCUUUGCUCUCACAAAACUGUUUUUCACGUAUAGUUUGUAUAUUGAGGGCUUUAGAGAAGGGACACUGCAUGACACCGUUUCCUGUUCGCCGUGCAUCAUUCUCUCAGAUUUUCUAAGAUGACUGUGGUGUCUCCAUGCACUCAGAACCUGAUGGAUAGUGCUCAUCCUCACACUGUGCUCAGCAAGCUCAAUGAGCAGCGCUCACAAGGCCUCUUCUGCGACGUUACCAUCGUGGUGGAGGAUGUGAAGUUUCGGGCCCACAAGAACAUCCUGGCAGCCUGCAGCGGGUACUUCAGGAACGCUCUGACGAAACCUGAGACAUGGAGCUCCGACCAAGUGCUGGAGCUGAUGGACCUUAAGUCCGAGGUGUUUGCCAGUAUCCUGAACUUCAUCUACUGCUCAAAGGUGACAUCGCCGGGUGUCGAGGACACACGUGUGCUAGUAGCAGCUGGAAAAAGACUUGGCAUUCCUUUUUUGGAGAAGCUUGCAGAACAAGAGAGGCAGGACCAAUGUGUGAAAUCCACAGACGGCAUCAAAGCCACAGUGUCAAUAAAAACGAAACAGGAAGCUUCCAGGCCUGAGAACGUUGACAGGGGGCCACGCAUCACCAACGCCUUCUCUAUCAAUGAAGUGUGUUCUGGGACCAAUCUUUUCACCCCUCUGGUCCAAACCAAAGGGGAGAGGCAGUCUCCAGAGGUGGGACAGCUUCCAUCAAGUUCUCCUACAACCUCCUGCCUCAAUGUGAACAAUGAGACAACCCACGCCCUCUCAGAGCACUCGUAUGCAGUGAUACAAUCAUUUGAAGGCAAAGACAGCAGUCAGUGGGAUAACAAGAAGGUCUUUAAACCAGCAAUAUCUCAGUCAAAGCAACUCAGUUACAGGAACGCAGGUCCGCUCAAAAAGCGCCACAGGCUGAGACAAAAUUUGUGUCGAAGUAUACUUCCAAGACCAGCUGAAUCGCAAGCAGAUACACCAAAUACAAAAACCCAGACAGAAGCUGAUGGUGUUUCUAAAGCACCUGUUGCAGUCAUGACCCCACCUCCUCUUAGUUCAGAAGCAGAAACAGACAAAUGCAAAGGCCCCGGGCUACCAAUAGCCACUGACAAUGUUCAAAUGGAGUUAGAUCCACCAACCCUUUCCCCUCACACUGAAGAAAGCAUUUCAAUAUACGGAUGUGAACAAUGUCCGGAGAUAUUCACAAAUCAGGCUCUUCUCGUCGUUCACUCAGAAGUACAUAAAAAACGUUUUAUCAGUCAUUUGUUUUGCAAGUUUUGUCACAGAAAGUUCAUACACCUCAAACGGCUGCGCAACCACGAGCAGCUCUGUCCCAAGGCUGUGAGAAGAUCGCCUAAUCAGGAUUCUUCUGACAUAUUAACCAAAGAGGUGGAACUACAUUCAGAUUCAGACGAGCCUAACACUGAGAGCAACGCAAUACAGUUUCCUUCUGCUGACCUCUCCACCCCAGAGCCCCUUGAAAUGGACCAAUCAGAGCCUUCACAGGACGAGAAGGCGGUGAGACCAGGCGGCAGUCAGAGGAGAUACAACUGCAGUGUGUGUAAACGCGUCUACAUCACCUUAUCCAGUCUGAAGCGGCACGAAAAUGUACAUUCCUGGCAGAGAGCAUACCCCUGUCAUUAUUGUAAUAAAGUGUUUGCAUUGGCAGAGUAUCGAACAAAGCACGAAAUCUGGCACACAGGGGAACGCCGCUAUCAGUGCAUUUUCUGCCUGGAGACAUUCAUGACAUAUUAUAUCUUAAAGAACCAUCAGAAGUCUUUUCACGGCAUUGAUCCUAAUCUAGCUGUUAAGAAAAAAUCCGCUAACGGUGGUUUGAAAGCCAGUGUUUAUCCAAUCAAACUCUACAGGAUUCUGCCUAUGAAGUUUAGAAAGAGAAAAUACAAGACAUACAGUCAGACAUUUUCAGAGGUUGAUGAAACAGGUGACAAAGCCCCGCCAGAGAGCAACUCUCUCAUCCCUCCGUUUGAAGAAAAGGGUCUCAUCAGUAAGUCUGACUCUGUUUCAUUCCCUCUGACAUUCAUGGCAACUCCAAAGAUGGUGUCACCUGUCAUGCCACGCAUCAGCUUUGACAAGCCAUGUGAUCAAGAUGUUGACCAAAGUGAUUUGGAAAGAAAAGAGGCGGAGAAUGAAAAUUCACCAAACAUCGACUUUGAGUUUCCCACUAUAAGUUUCAAAGGUGAUCCUACAGUACUUAGUAACUCAGGGCACAUCAGUCAUAAUGUGCCGUUCUUUAACUCUUUGAACACUGUUAAAAAGCUAGGUGAGCUAUCAGCUUCUGCAAAAAGGGUUGAGGAUAUGACCAAGGAGCUUCUUCAAUCAAGCAAUGAGAAUCUGGCAUACGAUAAAAAGGUAGGGGCAAAGACUGAAACAUAUAUCGCCAAACCUGCGUGCCCGGGUCCAUCUGUGGAUGGUGCCACCAUGCCGCUCUGUCAGAUAACAGUGAAAAUAGGCAAUGAGGCCAUAAUCUGCCGCCAGAUCAAAAGUUCCAAGCUCUUCCCCAGAAAGAAAAGGAGAAUCAGAGAAUUGGGUGAAGAGGAGAGCUCCAGUCAGUGUCUUCUAACACGGGAAACCUCGGAGAGCCCUCGGGUCCGACUGAGACAGGAAGUCGCUUCUGCCAAAGCGCAUACGAAGGCAUACGAAGAUCCUAAUGACUGCGACACAGCCGACAUGCUGUGGCGCCCUUACUAUUCUUACAAAUCCAAAAAGAAAACAAAGAAGUUGAGGUUCAAGCACAGAAAGGCUUUGUUUCACGGUUAUCCUGAAACAUCUGUAGAUAGAACGGCUGCAAGUGAGGCCCACAUCGAGAAAAGUAGUUGGCUGAUAGAAGAGAGCACGUCCGGUGGGAGUGGAGAAAUGAAACGUAGCCUCAGCAAGAACUCCAGCCCGAGAGCCACCUACAUCUGUGACAUCUGUGACAGCUCGUUCAUCACAGAGACAGGUCUGAGAGCUCAUGUUAUUGGUUCCCACCCAUGUUUCUGUCGCACAUGCGGUAAACAAGGUCCUCCUGGUGAGGCACCGGCCGGUGGGGAUUACAUCUGCAGCAGCUGUAUGGAGAAUGGCUCCUGCUUUGAUAAUACAUCACGGAGCCCCAACCCAGAGAAGAAGUAUCGCUGCUCCUUCUGUCCCCAACGGUUUCUUUAUCUUGCCACCAAGAGAAGCCAUGAGAAAAAACACAAGGAGACAAACGAGGAGGGAUAUAACUCUGACAACUUCACACCGUGCUCUCAAAACUCCGCACACCUGCGUGAAGAUACGAAACAAGACAUACAAAUAGAAAACAGUGGCAACCAAGGGGACGCUGUAAUAAAAAGUGAAAGAGUGGACGAAGAAUAUCUUUCCAUUGAUAAAAUGAAUCCUAAAAUAGAGGACACGACAGGUGACUUAGUGUCUUUACCUACCGACCAAGACAUGUCAUACUCCAAAAUUAAAAGUCCGUUAUCGCCGUGCAUCGGCACAGUGUUUUCCCUGACAUCCUCCAGGGUGAAAAAUAAAAUGCCGAAAAAAAGGAUCAAUCCACAGGAAUCUAUGCAUCUUGUCUCAAAAAAGCAAAUCUGUGACAGAGACAGUGACGGCAACAAGGACAUUUUGAUGGGGCAAAAAACGACCAGUCACAAUGAUCUUGAUCAUUCCUAUAAACUCUUGAGGAGAGAUGAAUCUGAAACUCAAGGUAGCCACAUUUCUAUACACAAGCCGGAGAAAUGGACGUGCAAAGAGGAGCCAUUUUUCUGAAGAUUUCUGAGGAAAUCAAUUGGCAAAAAAAGACGUUUUGGUGAGGAAAUGUAAGAGCGUUGUCUUUGCAGCCGAGCUUAACGAAAUGUUUUUGAAAGGACUAACAAUAAGGACCUAUGGUGCGUACCAGUCGUACUGGGAAGUUGGAAAUCAUAGCUGUGCAUGACGUCAAACAAAAGUUGAGGUGUUCCAGUACAACACGUCAGAAAACCAAGCUCUAGCCAGGUUAGCUUAGCAGUACGAGUUGAAAACAACGCAAUAUGCUCUAUUUUACACACAUACUCCGUAGCAACAUGUCCGCUUAUAAAAGUUGGACAAUAAUGUGUGUACGACUGUUUUAAGGGGACAUGAUUAUGACAGGAGUUGUAAUAGACUGUACAUUUCUCAAACUGUUCAGGGUUGGUGAGCUUCUCCUCACUUUUUGAGCCAAAAAUCCAACUCCAGCAGCAGGAUUUUAGACCAACCAGGACAAAUGCAAUGCACCACUAAUACCAGUAUACGCUGUCAUUUAUUUUCCCUCCAGAACUCAACAACGGAGUGUUAUUUUUGUUGAUAGGAGGACCUUCUGAAACAGACUGCACUUUGUCUGUUGUCUAUGCAUAUAUGGCAGACACACUGGCAUGACUUAAAGCAAUUAAAUAGGAUGGGUACGAUGUGUUGGAGAACUGAAAAGCUGCCUAGUGUGGUGACAUCUUCACUUUUUACAUAUAUAUGAAGAAAACUGUAUGAACUGUCACACUUUUAAAUUUCACGUUCAGUUACCUGGCGUGAGUUGCACUUUAUAGUUAGACUAUGCUUAUUUGAUUGUUAAAUACAUUGAUUGAUAUAUUAAGAUUUUGAAUCAACACGUGGAACUAUUGAGAUGAGAGUAACCACUUAUGUAUGUUUUAAUAUGUAUCAAACAUGUAAUAAUUCAAAUAAAUGUUGUUGAUAUUA